AUGCCGCGCCCAGCUCCCAAAAGAAACAGAUCGACCAAGGCCCCUCAGCCUGCCGCUGAGCCCAAAUCGCGCGAUGACAAGGAAUCCCACCCCGAAUCGCCAGAACACAGAUUUACGUUAGAUUCUCGACAGACUCUCCGCAGCCAAACACCCCUGGCUACAAACCAUGAGCAAGCCAUUGAAUCUUCUCCAGGUGUGCCUGGAACAGGCAGUCGCCCCGGUACGGACAGUCGACCCCCGACUAGGUCUCGAGGCUACUCAUCUACAUUGUCGUUUGCGGGCAGGAAGGGCGAUAUGAACUCGCGUAUCCCAGGUACCCCCGGCUUUGAAAGCUCAGUCUUAAGUAACUUUCGUCGCCGCCCCCGACAACAGAGCAUUUUACAGAUGAUGCAGGCUGAAGAUGGUUCGUCCGACCUCGAUGACGAAGAUUUCCUGGGAGGAUUGAGCCCUCAGGAUGAAUCUACACCUUUGAAUCUGCCACGGGGAAAGUCAUUACUGGUAAAUCCGGGUGAAAAAUCUCCAUCACUAUCACCAUCGCCAUCGCUAUCCUCAUCAUCACCGGGCGGAUCCCGCAAGCGCAAGCGCGAGGAAAUACAAGUACCUCAAUCGUCAAUCGAAGAGGCUCCGGGAUUUGUCCAGGAUUCCCCCAGCAUUACACCUGCUCGUCGCGAAAUUUCAUCUCACGAACCAGAAGAAGAGACACCACGGCCUAUACCGUUCCCAGAGAUAUUCAGUCAGACCAUGGCGCUGCCCGCCAGUAGUCCACCCCCUCCCGAGAGUACUCAAGUUUCCAUCCCAGCAGUACCCUCGCCAGCCGUUCCCAAUCGGGCUUCGAAAAACACAAAGCCUAAAGAUCAGGCUCAGUUGGCUACAGCAGCACUGCGUGAUAGGCUGCUUCCCCGUAGACGGCAACCUCGCCGUAGACGUCAAGCUGCAGGCAACGCUGAUCUGCUAAGUGACGAGAGCGACGAUGGAAUGCAUGCUGCGGCCUCGGGCGAUGAAGAUGAACUCAGCUAUUUGCCGUCAAAAAGAUCACAACGUGCUCCUUCGAGUAAAGCCAAUGCUAUGGGCAGCAAGCAAAACCAGUCCAAUCCAAUCCAAAAGAGAACCAAGUCCAAAUCGGCUCCUGCACCCAAGGCACCCAGGGGUCAGAAACCAGUCGGUGGAGAUGUCGAUAAGGAGAAUGAAUUACUCCUCUCAUCGCCAUCAUCAUCACCAUUGUCCUCCCCACCCGACUCUGAUGCAAGCGAAUCCGAGACCGAGACGGUAUCCGACCGGCGUUACAUGAGUGCCGAGUUGCGCGAUGCCGCUAAGAAGUUUGCAGAGAUUGACCAAUGGCAAAUGGAAUUCGAGGAAAUAUCCGCAUCUGAGUCGCACGGGAGUCCAGCUCGGUGA
Messenger RNA from Penicillium verhagenii, 1395 nucleotides. RefSeq lists its product as uncharacterized. Bases 1 to 1395 code for a protein of 464 amino acids. The transcript has a single exon. NCBI's taxonomy places the organism in Eukaryota, Fungi, Ascomycota, Eurotiomycetes, Eurotiales, Aspergillaceae. The record is from RefSeq and is a predicted model, not a curated record.